Molecule: messenger RNA, 729 nt
Organism: Strongyloides ratti
Lineage: Eukaryota; Metazoa; Nematoda; Chromadorea; Rhabditida; Strongyloididae
Exons: 6
Coding region: 1-729 (242 amino acids)
Source: RefSeq, a predicted model, not a curated record
AUGAAAGUAAAUAAUUUUCUAUUAAUCUAUUUUUUAUGUAAAUUAUAUUUUAUUGAGACUUGCAUUAGAGCUCGGAUUGAUGAUACUGUAACUACAAGACGAUUUCCACGUACAACUACACGUUCUGUUACCAGAACAACAACAAGAAGGCAAUCUACUAGUACUACUAUUGCUUCUAUUACAACUACAACUACUAAAAGACCAUUUUGUGGAAAUAUAAGAGGUAGAGCUAGAUUAUACAUUGAUCCUAGUGCCACAGCUACCGGUGUAACAAAUUCUAUUUUUGGAACUAAAGCUGGUAUAGAAUGUCCAUUAUGUGGUAAUACAAAAUAUUUUGCAUCCGCACAAAGUGAUGUAUUUGAUGGUUCUGAUACAUCUGGAGCAAUCAAUACAUAUCAGUGUCCUAUUGAUCAAAAAUUAUGUUUAUGUGAUCAAAAUUUUAAGUGUUUUGAGGAAAAUAAUCCUACUGUAGGAACAACUUUAUAUCCAUACUGUACAACACCUACUAGUUGUUAUGUAUAUUCUAUACUUUCUGCACAGAGUGACGCAAAUGGUGUAUUUCCUUCUGGUGGUGGUAAAGGAUGGACUCCAGCUAAUACAACAACUCCUAAUUUUACAUUUAAAAGUGUCAGAUCGGGAGUUUUUGAAAAAGUAUCAGCAAUUUCAUGUAAUGGAUGCCCAGUUAAUUUAUCAGAUAAGAAAUGUUUACCAAAUCAGCCAACUUUUUAA